AGUACACAGCAGCAAUAGCUUGAAGCCAGUUGUAUCACUGCGUUCUAACCCGAACUUGACGUUUCAAUGCAUCAAUACUGAUAUACAUAUGCUUUAUAUUCGUUGGAAUUUAGGUCUCGUGUUUUAAAUUCAUUUAGCGAUGGCUGAGAAGCGUGAAUCAGAGAAAGCUUCAAGCUCUUCACCGAACCUGAUAUGUCCAUUAUGUCUAGAUAUAUUUGUCGAGGCGACAAUCCUGACUUCAUGUGGACACACAUUUUGUAGGCGAUGCCUCAAUAAAUACGAUCUAACCCACCAGGACCUUGAUCACAUGGUCUGUCCUCUCUGCAGGGAGAUCAUCAAGUUGUCCCCCAACCGUGUCGAUGAUCUCCGCCUCAAUAUCUCCAUCAACGGAUGCGUAGACGAUUACCACGCCAAGUGUGGAGGGAUGAAUGCUGUCCUCGGGAUGUGCCAGAAAUGCACCGCUUGCAAGUCUCAGAAAGACGCCGUGUCAUUCUGCAGAACAUGUAAUUGUUAUAUGUGUGAUGAGUGCUUACAUUGCCAUCAACAUCUUACCACGUUGUUUGACGGUCAUGAGAUUGUCUCCAUGGAUGAUGUCAUCGAAGGAAAGGUCAGCAUUGGUGAUUUAUUCGAGAAGUGCUCCGUCCACAAACCAGAGAACAAGGAUAUGUUUUGUGAGGAUUGUAAGGUCCACGUCUGUCACAAGUGUGUACUUGUUGGUCAUAAAGCUCAUGAAAUCAAGAACCAGGUUGACUUUGAACAGGAGUUGCGACGGAAGGUGGAAGACCUUGACCAACGCUCUGCUGACAAGAAAACAGAGCUGGAAAAGAACAUUCAAAACAUAGAAAUACAACGUAAUGAGGUACACACUGCAGUGCAGACACUACUAGAUGAUGUCAAGCAAGCCUACACCAUCAAGGCCGAGGAGCUGGAAGAAAAUCUUCGAAAUCUCAACGACCAAAUAAAUGCCUUAAAGCAUAGUUUUGAUGACGACCUCAAUGUCUUGAAGUCAAAAGAUCGUCAGAGGAUCAAGAGUAUUUGUAGUUCAAUUACUUUGGUAGAUAAUGACAGACUGGGUCAUCUUGAGACAGACACUCUAUCUGCUCAUAUCUUGCUCUGUGAGGAACUAGAAGCCAUGCUGAAGGAGGCUACCGAUCACACUUCUGCGUCAGCAAUUACAAAGAAAGCAAAGGGGAAGAGGUUCAAACCAGCAGAUGAUACUCGUCUUGACCUCGGGAGCAUCUCAGAAUAUACAGAUCAUCCAUCUACGGCAGCCAUAAAGAAGAAAUCACAGGAGAAGAGGUUCAAGCCAGCAAAUGAUACUCGUCUUGACCUCGGGAGCAUCUCAGGAUCAGACCCCAAGAUGGAAGUCAUUCAGUGCGUUAAUCUACGGUCAAUUAUGUUGGGAAUGACACGGUACUCACAUAACAGUGUGGGUAUCGUAUAUGGGAGGUUUGCACAUGGUAUUGAAAUCAUUGAUUCAAAUGGUGGUAAGCAGCAGUAUAGUAACAUACCCAAUGACGGGGAAUAUUAUGAUCUUGUCUGUCAACAAGAUGGAUCUUUAUGCGUAUCGCUUCACGGUACUAAAGAAGCCUACAUAUACUCCCCCCUUGGCUCCAGGAAGGCAACAAUCCAUGUGGGAGACAAUACUAAUAAUCUCAGACUUAACAGAAGUCCAUCAGAUGAAAUCAUCAUUACUAACUAUGGAAACCAAGUAUAUAUCUAUGACCCGACAGGAUCCACUCUUAAACACACUGUUCAAACAAAACACAAGGCGGAUCAGGCAUCUACCACCAGGACGGGUUUGAUCGUCACGAGUUCAUGUUGGGGCAAUCCAAGCGUGGUGACGGUCUAUGGCAGGGAUGGGAAUGCUGGUGAGUCUCUACAAACUCCAAAGGAUGUCUACCUGUAUGCUGCCGUGGAUGAGCAGGACAGGGUGUAUGUAGCGAGUGUUGAUUGGCAGAAUAGGAAGGUGGUGAUCAGGCUCUAUGAUCUUGAUGGUCUGAACCUGAAGGAAAGAGUUGAGUUCAAAGCACUUGAUAUGACAUUGGGUUGGGAGUGGUGUUACUUGGUCUCCCUCUCCCCAUACAUGCUCGCCUUUGCAUGUUUCGAUAAGUUAUAUUUCAUCAAGGUAUCACUGUAAUCCAGAUUAUCUCAACCAUGCACCUACUACAAUGUCUCAACACACUGUUACAAAUAAUUUAAACAACGCUGUUUACUAUGUGAAUCGCACAGGAGUUGUUUAAACAGUUUAAACAUGUGUUCAAAAUCUUAACCACUUAUGCUUAAAUCAAUGAUAAUUAAAUAUUUGAAUUUAAUCUUUAGUGUUGUUUCAGAUUUUGAACACUUGUUUAAAAUGUUUAAAAAAACUACUGUGCGAUUCACAUAGUGAAUAGCGUUGUUAAUAUUAUUUUUAACUGUGCAUGAAGCAUUUUUUAAAUCAAAUUCAAAUUCAAAUUAAGUUUUCUUUCCAACUAAACGAAAGAUAAUUCAGGUAAUAUUAAUACAUUUAUAACAGGCAUUUACAAUACAAAUCCUUGUCGUUUAUUCAUAUACAUUUUAUAAUGUUCAAUGACAUACAUGUAAAUAAUAAACUAAUUCAUAAUGUGAGGCAUACAAGUGAUAGAACUAUCAUAAAAAAUAUUUAAAAAUGGAUACUCCAGCCUGAAAACAGUAACAUCUGAAUAUAUAUUGUGAUAUAUACAUGUACAGUAUAAAUGGGCAAAACGCUGAAAAUUUCAUCAAAAUCUGAUAAAACAACUAUUCAAUUUGUUAGUUUAGCGAUAUGUAGUGAAAAUAGCUAUCUGCAAGCAAUGGCCAGUGAUAGGUGGGCUGAUGAUGUGUGGUCCCAACUUUCCCUUUCCUUAUUUUAUUAAAGGACAUCACAAUACAUGUGUGUAAAAUAAGUUUCAACAUUGAUGAUAGCAGUAACCAUUCCGACAAUAAUUUCACCAAAGUAACGCAAUGCUUGAAAAAUCCUUGUCAAAUUUUGAUCUGGUUUUCAGUGUUUUGUUUAUCACUCUUUGCCUGAGGACCCCUUCAUUACUGUAUGGAUCUAUACAAUGUAAAUAAUUUAUUUGUGUAUAUAGAGUAUGUUGGUGAGGAUUAUUUACUGGAAUGCUGAGAAAACAAUAUUGGUUGGUUGUUGGUAAACAACCAGGGAACCGACGGCUUAAGGUCCUCUCCGAGGGACCUGAUGAUAACGUCGUACCAAAGGGCUCUAGCGCUCUAGGUCUAUAUUAUGUUCAUGUAUGUGCGCCAUCCCCGAAUCAUAUCUGACUACAGUAUAAUGCACAUGUGUUUUUUUUUUAUAUUCUAAUGGUUAUCGUGUAAUAUACAUAUCCAUCAACAUAUUUUCUUAAAGUGUGGAUACAUUUUGCUCCAAUGUGUCUUUGUUUAUUUUAUCAUGUAAUGACUUCAUUUGAUCAGAUGAUGAGUCAUAAUUUCGAUAAUAGUUUCUUCUCCAAUUCCAGUUUGUUGGGCACAACGAAAGUUUCUAUUGAAUUUGAUCACAUGCAUAGGAUGAGGACCCCAUGUAUAUUAUGUAAAUAAAGUAUUCUCUGUUAUCUCCUAUACUAAUGUGAAAGAACGCAAUGUAAACAUGUAAUCACUUUGCAAAUAUGUUCCAAUAUAACACAGUGACUGUGUAAAAUUUGUACAUAUUCUUUGUCAUGUUCACACUGUGUCACAUUAUGUGUGGUAUUCUGAUAUAACCAUAAUGAGGAAAGUACAAUGAAUUUUAACGAAUUAGUUG
This is a messenger RNA of Lytechinus pictus (painted urchin), 3751 nucleotides long. RefSeq lists its product as uncharacterized. The record is from RefSeq and is a predicted model, not a curated record. Gene Ontology annotation, molecular function: ubiquitin protein ligase activity; zinc ion binding. NCBI's taxonomy places the organism in Eukaryota, Metazoa, Echinodermata, Echinoidea, Temnopleuroida, Toxopneustidae. Gene Ontology annotation, biological process: protein monoubiquitination. The coding region runs from base 140 to 2140 and encodes 666 amino acids. The transcript is spliced from 2 exons.